AGGCACCGCACACUCGUUAUCUGCACGGCGGCGUAUGGAAGCUCCCUCAAGAGAUCAUGCUUCGUAUAUUCUUGGCGACUAUUCCUUCCGACGACGACUACGAUCUUUCUGUGCGGGCUGGUCCCCGAACCGCGUGGACUCUUUCUGUCAGUACGCGAAAGGCGCUCACUUCCGUCUGCAAGGCCUGGUAUGGCGCCGCUUCCGAGGCCCUCUAUGCCGACAUCGCCCUCCGGCGUAUGGGACAAAUCAACGCACUCGCCCGCACUCUCCGUUCUUCCCGCGCCGUUUAUGCACCAGACCCAAGCGCAUUUAUAAAACGCAUCCGCAUAGCCGGGUGCACCGUGUCCUCCCGGUGUGCACGGGUCGCUAGGGCGGAUCUCACAUACAUCCUGGAAUCUUCCUCGAGGCUGAAGACCUUUGAGGAUCGCCCUGAUCCGCUCUUGGAAACGUUACGCGAAGACCCCCUCGAUGUCGAGAAGUGGUACAAUCCUGUAUGGUUUUGGGAUCACCUUCAAGGCACUCCCGGCGGCGCUUUGGCCGAACGUUGUGCUUCCGGGCUACAGCAUCUGGCGUUCGCGGAACUCAGAGACGAGGAGCACCUUAUAUAUAUCCACCACUUGCUUCUCGUAGAGACACACUUGGCGACUGUAACACUGGGGCCUCUCUGGAUCGAGGCUCCUACAGUCUUACCAACCUUGUCUCAGCAAACCCCCAUCAGCCUUCCCCAUCUCACCGACCUCCAGAUCCCUAGCGCCCUUUUGAACGUUGAACAGUACACCUCUGACAUCUGGCACCUUCCCAAUCUUCGCCAGCUAACUGUCCUCUCCUGCCACGAGAUCCCUCGAAACGCCCUGGACCUCUUCGGAAAGCGCCUGAAGUACCUCCACGUCGUCC
Trametes versicolor FP-101664 SS1 is the source of this 894-nucleotide messenger RNA. RefSeq lists its product as uncharacterized. The annotation marks the transcript as partial. NCBI's taxonomy places the organism in Eukaryota, Fungi, Basidiomycota, Agaricomycetes, Polyporales, Polyporaceae. The record is from RefSeq and is a predicted model, not a curated record. The transcript has a single exon.